Bombyx mandarina (wild silkworm) is the source of this 501-nucleotide messenger RNA. RefSeq lists its product as uncharacterized. Lineage: Eukaryota; Metazoa; Arthropoda; Insecta; Lepidoptera; Bombycidae. The record is from RefSeq and is a predicted model, not a curated record.
UACUUAAAUCUGGACUCAUUUAUGUGCCUUCCCAGUACGUAACCGACAUCAGAAGUGCAAAAAAACAUGGCACACCAUUCAAAGUAAACGAAAUGGCUUAUAACGAUUUUAUUGACAUCAAACAACUGCCCGUUCCUAGACUGAACAAAAGCGUUGAAAGUGAACUUGUAAAGGUGUCUGAUAUAAAAGUCAUCAAAGUGGUGAAAGUUGAAGAUGAUAAGGUAAAAUUUUGUUACAAAACAUCCUACGUUGAUGAUUUCAAAGAACUUAACCUGGGAUCUAAAAGAGCCAGUGCAAGGAACCAGAGGACUGAAGAAUUGCAACAUCUGUAUAACCAAAAGUUAGAUUUAUCCGAAAGAAAGAAGAGUGACGUGAAAAGCCUUCUAGAUGCUUGUUUGAUACCCAACUUUUACAAUUCCUACUUUGACAGAGUUUUGAACUAGGUGGGUAGUGUCCACCCUUUAAAAAUGUAGUUGAUUAAUUAUUAUUUGUAAGAAGAGG